Girardinichthys multiradiatus is the source of this 5736-nucleotide messenger RNA. RefSeq names its product kinase D-interacting substrate 220a (gene kidins220a). The record is from RefSeq and is a predicted model, not a curated record. Lineage: Eukaryota; Metazoa; Chordata; Actinopteri; Cyprinodontiformes; Goodeidae. The coding region runs from base 187 to 5307 and encodes 1706 amino acids. Gene Ontology annotation, molecular function: protein binding. The transcript is spliced from 32 exons.
CAAGCAUUAAGAACCAGGCGGAGCCUCGGUCAUAGAUCUGCAUCUGCAGCAGGUUUCAGUCUGACUCUGCUCUCUCCAGCAUGGCUUGAUUUAGAAAAACAAACAUCAAGCUGAGUUGAGCCUGCAGGAGUAACUGACGGAGCAGCCGGGUGGAGUGGUGCAGAUAGAGGCGUUUAGCAGGCAGCCAUGGACACCACCACCUCCCUGAAGAUGACCUCUCUGGCCGUCCAGAGUCUGUUCAGCUACGUGGAGGAGGAGAACCUGGUUGCUGUCAGGGCCCACUUGGACAAGUUCAGGGAUGUGGACUGCAGGAGUGAUAAUGGACAGACUCCCCUGAUGGUGGCAGCAGAGCUGGGCAAUCUGGAGAUCUUACAAGAACUGAUCCGGAGAGGAGCCACUGUUAACAUGGAUGAUGUUGACUGCUGGACAGCGCUGAUCUCCACUGCUAAGGAGGGACACUUCGAGGUGGUGAAGGAACUCCUGGAGAACAAUGCCAACUUGGAGCACAGAGACAUGGGAGGUUGGACUGCACUCAUGUGGGCCGCCUAUAAAGGGCGGACAGAGGUGGCCCGGCUGCUUUUGGAAAAAGGAGCCAAUCCGAACAUCACUGGACAGUACAGUGUCUACCCCAUUAUCUGGGCGGCUGGACGGGGCCAUGCAGAGAUUGUCCAUCUUCUGCUGCAGCAUGGAGCCAAGGUCAACUGCUCGGACAAGUACGGUACCACCCCUCUGAUCUGGGCAGCCAGGAAGGGCCACUACGACAGUGUGAUGCACCUUUUGGCCAAUGGAGCUGAUGUGGAUCAGGAAGGAGCAAACUCCAUGACCGCUCUGAUUGUGGGGGUGAAAGGAGGUCACACAGAAGUUGUCAAAGAGGUCUUGAAGAGGAACCCUAAUGUGAACAUGACUGACAAGGACGGCAACACUGCGCUCGCCAUCGCUGCCAAGGAAGGCCACACGGAGAUUGUGCAGGACUUGCUGGACGCUGGCACCUACGUUAACAUCCCAGACAGGAGUGGAGAGACUGUGCUGAUUGGGGCGGUAAGAGGAGGUCAUGUGGAGAUAGUCCGAGCUCUGCUGAACAAAUACGCUGAUGUUGACGUCAGGGGCCAGGAUGGAAAGACUGCCCUCUACUGGGCAGUGGAGAAAGGUAAUGCUGCCAUGGUGAGAGACAUCCUGCAGUGCAAUCCUGAUACAGAGAGCUGCACCAAGGAAGGAGAGAGCUCGCUUAUUAAAGCCACAAAAAUGAGGAACAUAGAGAUAGUGGAGCUGUUGCUGGAUAAAGGAGCCAAAGUGUCUGCAGUGGACCGGAAAGGAGACACCGCCCUCCACAUCGCGAUCCGUGGACGGAGCCGGAAGUUGGCAGAGCUGCUGCUCAGGAACCCAAAAGAUGGCCGCCUCCUGUACCGCCCCAACAAAGCUGGAGAAACACCGUACAACAUCGACUGCACCCACCAGAAAAGCAUCCUGACGCAGAUAUUUGGAGCCAAGCACCUUUCCCCAACCGAAUCAGAUGGAGAUAUGCUGGGUUAUGACCUAUACAGCAGCGCUCUAGCCGACAUCCUCAGUGAACCCACCAUGCAGCCACCGAUCUGUGUUGGCCUGUAUGCUCAGUGGGGCAGUGGCAAGUCUUUCCUUCUGAAAAAGCUGGAGGAUGAGAUGAAGACCUUUGCAGGCCAGCAGAUCGAGCCACUGUUCCAGUUCUCCUGGCUCGUGGUCCUCCUCACGCUGCUCCUCUGUGGCUCAGUGGCCAUCGUCCUGGGUUUUACUGUUGAUCCCAAGCUGGCAAUCGCUGUCUCCCUCAGCCUCCUCGCCCUGCUCUACAUCUUUUUUGUGUUGGUGUACUUCGGAAGCCGGCGUGAGAGGGAAAGCUGGCACUGGGCGUGGGUCAUCAGCACACGUCUGGCCCGUCAGAUCGGUUACAUGGAGCUGCUGCUCAAACUGAUGUUCGUGAACCCGCUGGAGCUUCCCGAGCAGACCACCCGGGCUCUGCCUGUCAGGUUUUUGUUCACGGAUUACAACCGUCUGUCCAGUGUCGGAGGGGAGACCUCCUUGGCUGAAAUGAUUGCAACUCUGUCAGAUGCUUGUGAGAGGGAGUUUGGCUUCCUGGCCACCAGGCUGUUCAGGGUUUUCAUGAAUGAUGAGAUCAAAGGUCAAAAAUGGAAAAAAACAUGUUGCCUUCCCUCCUUCGUGCUGUGUUCACUGACGCUAGUAUGCCUGAUCACUGGUGUGGUGCUGUUGGCUAUCUUCAAGGUCGACCCUGAAAACCUGACGGUAAAUGCAGUGCUGAUAGCAAUGGCCAGUGUGGUGGGCCUGGCCCUGCUGCUGAACUUCCGGACCUGGUGGCAGGUGGCCGACUCUGUCCUCAACUCCCAGAGGAAGCGCUUGCAUGGCGCUGCCAACAACUUACACAAGCUGAAGAGUGAAGGAUUUAUGAAGGUCCUGAAGCACGAAGUUGAAAUGAUGUCGAAAAUGGCCAAAACGAUUGACGGAUUUACCCAGAACCAAACACGCAUGGCCGUCAUCAUCGACGGGCUGGACGCUUGUGAGCAGGACAAAGUGCUGCAGAUGCUGGACACGGUGAGGGUUCUCUUCUCCAAAGGUCCCUUCAUCUCCAUCUUCGCCAGCGAUCCUCAUAUCAUUAUCAAAGCUAUCAACCAAAACCUGAACAGUGUGCUGAGAGACUCGAACAUCAACGGCCACGACUACAUGAGAAACAUCGUCCACCUGCCAGUGUUCCUCAACAGCAGAGGACUCAGCAGAGCCAAGAAGCUUUGUAUGGCUGCGCCCACCAAUGGAGAGGCCGUGCCUGCAGAGGGGUGGCAUGAAGACAUGGACAGGAAGGUGUCUCAGAACAGCCUGUCCCAAGAACAGGCCAAGCUUGGCAGCAAGAACGCUCUAAACCGAAGGGACACGUACCGCCGUCGACAGAUGCAGAGGACCAUCACCAGACAAAUGUCGUUCGACCUGACCAAGCUGCUCGUGACUGAGGACUGGUUCUGUGACAUCAGCCCACAGACGAUGAGGAGGCUGCUCAACAUUGUUUCCAUCACAGGUCGUCUGUUGAGGGCCAAUCAGAUAAUCUUCAACUGGGAUCGUCUGGCGUCGUGGAUCCACCUGACAGAGGAGUGGCCUUACAGGACAUCAUGGAUCAUCCUUUUCCUGGAAGAGGCUGAAGGCGUGCCGGACCAGGUCACACUCAAGACCAUCUAUGAGAGAAUCUCCAAAAACAUCCCCACCACCAAGGAUGUGGAGCCGCUGCUGGAGAUCGAUGGAGACAUCCGCAGCUUUGAGGUCUUCCUCUCCUCCAGGACUCCCGUUCUCGCUGCCAGAGAUGUGGAGAUGUUUCUACCCUGCACCGUCAACCUGGACCCCAAACUCAGAGAGAUCAUAGCAGAUGUGCGUGCAGCCAGGGAGCAAAUGCAUUUAGGAGAAGUGACCUAUCCCACGCUGCCCCUUCAGGAGGCAGUGCCUCGUCCCCAGCUGGGGUACGGCCAGCUAUCCACCGCCUGCUCCCCGACCAGCUCCUUCGCCGGGUCCCUGCCUCCACAACCCCACAGCUCCUACUUCAAUGGAAUGACAGGCCCUCAGCACCCCUUCUACAACCGGCCUUAUUUCCCCCAUCAUGUGUACCACCUGCCACGGCAUUACUCUCACCAUGUUCCCUCAUCCUCGCGCCCUUCCAUUAAACCACCCAGUCAACCUCAGGACACCAAUGGACUUGAUGUUAUAGCAGAGGAUGCCAGGGAGGGCCUCCCCUCAAGCCCCUGUGACCCCGCUAUGAUGUGCCCUGUGGUGCCGCUCAGCUCUUUGGGGACAGGCGCAGUGUGCGAACGCCUCAAACAGAUCGAUGGGAUGGACCCCAACAUGCUGUCUCAGUACGCAGCAACAAUCAUAAAGGCUAAUAUAAAUGGCCGAGUGCUCACUCACUGUAAUCUAGAUGAACUGAAGAAAGAGAUGGAGAUGAACUUUGGUGACUGGCAACUUUUCAGAGGAAUGGUGAUGGAGCAGCGACAUGCUGAAACGCAGGCAGUGCUUCAGAAUGAGUCCCAAGCGGCCAGUGAGCAGGGCAGCAGCCUGCUCCAUGAGGAGUCCAGCAGACGCACGGGAGGAACCCAGCAGGAAACCGCUGCUUUCAGCCUCAACCUCAGCUUCGAGGAGCUCAGUGGAGCAGGGGUAGAGGAGCCUCCGAGACCUAGCCACAACUCACAGUGGACGGUGACCAACCACCGCACCACAAGCAUGUCCAGCCUCAACUCGCAGGAAUCCUCCAACGACAUCUGCAAGCUGACAGACAAGCAGCAGGAUGAGUACAGGGAUGCCUACAGGGAGUACAUCGCUCAGAUGGCCCAGCUGGAGAUGUCUGGCAGUGGGGGGGAAAGGCCCAUGCAGCCCCAUCCGGGCCAGUUCCUCCAGGCUGCCAGCUCAGAGGACAAAGGGGCCAAGGAAGGAACAGAGCAGGACAGCCGCAAGCCCUUCAACAAAAGGGGCUCCAAGAGUAGCGACAUCACAGAUUUUGCCUCAGGGGUCGAUGCUCAGCUCCUAGAUCCCAUCAGUGAAGAGGAUGAGAAGCUGGACCACAGCUUGUCCUCCAGGACCUCAGGCUCAAAGAAGAAAAGAGCUGGGUCGUUCUACCACAAGCUUCCCAGUGAAGAGGACUGGUGCCCAAAAGAAGCCGACAACACCACACCUCUCCUCCACAAAGAGGGACGAGCCAGUCCUUCGUCCUUACACAGAGCCUCGCAGCCCCCCGGGAUGCUGGCCAAACCUGGCCUCCUCACAGACAUCCUCCUUAAUAAGAAGGACUCCUCGGAUUCAGGGAUGCGCUCCAGUGACAGCUCCCCAGAUCCCUCGCUGGAGGAGGCUGAAGGAGACCCUGACAGAGAGAGGGACACCCCAAAGCCCAGCCUGAUUGAACUGGAGCUGGAGGGCCUGGUGAGGAAGAGGGGCCCCCUCCCCAGCAGACUGAGCGGCCUGCAGGACGCAGCAGUGGCUCGCAUGUCCAUCUGCUCCGAUGCUACAUCUGAAGCCAGCCUGAUGGCCAGCAGCCCAGAUGAGGGGUGGCCCUCCGACGGGGUCAGCAACCUUAACCGCACCGCCAGUAACACCACCCUCAAUAACAACUCAGGCAGCCCUGACGACACCAACUCCAACAACAGCCGUCAGCGGCAGGAGAACUUCUCAGAGUCCAGCAUCCUCCCUGCCAGCAUCAUCAUCCAGCCAGGAAGCAGCAGCGCCGCUGCCACCAUCCACCAGAACCAGAACCUGUACUCCCUCAGCCUGGGAGACGAGCGGGAGAGCGUACUCUGAAACUUCAUUAAUAGAUGGGUCGUGUUCUUGAUGUUCUGAUGUUUUCUAAAGAUUUAAGGCAGAUAUCUGCAUUGUUCUGUUGAAAUGAGUUCCUAAAGUUCUUUAUAGUUAUACCAAGACCAUUAAACGUCACAUAAAAAACAGGUUAUUAAAACUCUUCACAUUGUAUUAGUGUAGGAUUGUCUCCUGUUGGUUGUGAUUUCUCUCCUCUGUGGUGCUCUUGUGUGGACUGUGUGUUUACUGAAGGAAUAGAAUAUGUUCUCAAAAAAAUAAAAGCUGGUUACUGAGCGUUCAGCAGUGUUAAAUGUUUAGCCUCAGAAAUGCAUGGUGCUGUUUGUAGUGCUGUGUUAGAGGCAGUAGUCUUCAAUCAGGGUUUGCUGUUAUACUUUGUUUUGUGAAUCAAUAAACAUUUCACCCCAUGACCCUUAA